AUGCCCGGCCCACGAUAUACCCAAUCCGACGGCGAGAACCUUCUCAUGUACCUCGCCCACCCCGCGCGGCGCGCGCUGGACCGCCAGUGUCUAGCGACGUAUAGCGCGCUUGGACCUAGGUCUGCCGAGGCUUGGUCGCGGCAGCAUAAACCCGAGGGCUGGCUGCAUUAUUAUCGCACCCUGCAUAAGGCGGACUAUUACAUUCGGAAGCUGGUAAUGGAAUGGGCGGAGUGGGAAGACGGGGACAACGAAGAAGGGAGAACCUCAGAAGGGCAUUCUGACGACGAGGACGAAAAACAGCACUCAGACGACGUUGAUAUCGAGCUCGAGGCCCACGUUGACGCCAUUCAAACCGCCUAUCCCCACGCUUCGCGCGAUUUGAUUUAUCUUGCCAUAGAGAAGCAUGGCGACCCUGGGCGUGUUGCCGACAUGUUUGCGGAGCUUCUCGACUCGGAGGGUCAUUCAAGCGCAGACACUACGCCUACGCCUCAAAAACGGAGGCACCAACAGCGAGGCGGCUACGAGUCCGAUUCGGACUACAAAACAGAAGCGAGCGAGGAGAGCACGCCGAGGCGGAAGAAACGGCGAGCGCCUGGCACGCCAACCCCUGUGCCUUCUUCGCGUUCCAGGGAUACUCCAGAGUCAGAUGACGAUGACCUCCCACUUGCUCCGGCGCCCCAAGUCCGGCGAGCAGCACGCAACUUGAGGUUUAACACGCCUUCAGCCUCCGUUGACCUCGACUCCGAGUCGAGCACAGAAAAAGGCCAAUCAUAG
This is a messenger RNA of Mycena indigotica, 774 nucleotides long. RefSeq lists its product as uncharacterized. The record is from RefSeq and is a predicted model, not a curated record. Bases 1 to 774 code for a protein of 257 amino acids. Lineage: Eukaryota; Fungi; Basidiomycota; Agaricomycetes; Agaricales; Mycenaceae. The transcript is spliced from 8 exons.